Molecule: messenger RNA, 1056 nt
Organism: Dioscorea cayenensis subsp. rotundata (Guinea yam)
Lineage: Eukaryota; Viridiplantae; Streptophyta; Magnoliopsida; Dioscoreales; Dioscoreaceae
Product: formin-like protein 20
Exons: 3
Coding region: 1-1056 (351 amino acids)
Source: RefSeq, a predicted model, not a curated record
AUGGCGGCUGCAAUGUGCAUGGAAGUGACUACCAAGGAGCCACCAUCUCCUCCACCACCUCCGCCACCUUCAGCAUCACCGAGAUCCUCUCAAGUACCCGGACUUCUCUUUAGCUUCAGUGACCUCCUCUCCGUCACCGGCGUCGCCGAUCAAAUCAACUCCCGCCAAUCCACAACCAUCCCUGGCCGUGGAGUGACUCCGGCAUUGACGCAGUCUCCGACACCGCCCUAUCGGCGUCGUCAAAGCGCAUUCUCUCCGUCCAUCGGCAUUGCCGCCAGCAAAACUCCAGCUUCCUCCGUGAUGCCGACGCCGGAGAGGCGAGAGCUCGUCAACCUUCGGCUCCGCCGUCCCCAGCGCCGGAAUUGGUGCCGUCUCGUCAAAAGUCUUCACCGGAAACCUUAUGCCGGCCUUUCACUUUCUUCCAAGGUCAGUGACAUCACAUCACCGUCCCUCCCGGCAUCGAAAACCUCAAUCUUCUUCUUCUCCGACCGCUCUCCGGCCACUCCUCCUCCCAACUCCUUGCCACCACCACCACCGGCACACCACCACACCGCAUCUCCACACCCACCAAUGCACGUCAUCCAAGAUAGGACCACCACCACCCACCACCACCGCACCUCCACCUACCAAUGCACCACCACCAGACGGCGACCACCACCACCACCACCGCCUCCGCCGCCGCAUCUCCACCGGCCAAUGCACCGCCACCAAAGACCGGAACCACCACCACCACUGCUGCACCGACCAAGUCUAGCAGCCAGGCAGCUGCACCGACAAAGUCGACAUCAGAACUCCAUCAUCCAAAUCUGCUCCGGCGCCAACAAAACAUCUCCGGCACCGGCGAAGUCUGCCGCUGCACCCACCACCACCACCUCACCGGCGCCAUCCUCCGGCGACAGUACUGCAUUGACUCCUUCUAGCAACACUGCCGCAUCACCAACAAGUGAAGCUAACAUCUCCGACCACCACCGACAUUGCCGGUGGGCCCACUUUGAGGCAAGUUCACCUGGCCCUGCCACUGAUACUCCGGCGCCGCUGGUGGGCCGGCAAGCUUAG